AAUGAAGCUAAUCACGCACUUCCCAGUUCCCAACCAAUACACGCACACCGCAUCGAACUUUCUCUCUGCUUCUAGGAAAUGGGUUCGCUUCCCGAUUUGGACACUCCCUCUCCCUCUCUCAGCUCCAGGAUCUCAACGGUGGUUCCCGCAACCCCUCGAGGUGACCAAAACGGUGCGUAUCGACUCAACUACAUGGACCUGCUCAUGAAGCUCCAUUACAUUCGACCCGUUUUCCUCUUCAAUUCCCAAGCCGUGCAAGGCUUCUCAAUUUCCGACUUGAAGAAACCAAUGUUCCCGCUACUCGACCUCUAUUGCCACGUGUCGGGUCGGAUCAGAAGAUCCGAAUCCGGACACCCCUUUAUAAAGUGCAACGACGCUGGUGUUCGCAUCGCCGAGUCACACUGCGACAGAACGCUGCAAGAAUGGGUCGACGGAAACGGAAACGGAAACGCCGUUGAAGGGCUCGUCCAUGAUCACGUGCUUGGUCCUGACCUUGCUUUUUCUCCUCUCGUUUUCGUCAAGUUCACUUGGUUCAAAUGUGGAGGAUUAUCCGUGGGAUUAAGCUGGGCACACGUUCUUGGAGAUGCAUUUUCUGCCUUCGACUUCAUUUCCAAAUGGAGUCAAAUGCUAGCAGGUCAAGCCCCACCAAAAUCUCUUCACAUGCCAAAUCUUCCUGAGCCUCAAAUCUUACCCAAUUCCAUUUCUGGGAACCCUCCAAUUUCCAUUGAAAGAACAAAUAUUGUUGGGGAGUAUUGGCUCGCUACUAAUGACAAAGACGUGGCUACUCACUCUUUUCACAUCACUUCUGAACAACUUCACUAUUUGAUAACAGCCACAUCUAAUCAAUACAGUGACACUACCAAUAAGGCCAAGAAGACCACUUAUUUUGAAAUUAUUUCGGCCCUGCUUUGGAAGUGUAUAGCAAACAUAAGGGACCAAAAUUUUGGACCAAAGGCUGUGACAAUAUGCACCAGUAAACCUAAUCGCCCAGAAAAUGAAUCCCCCACCAAUGGCUUCAUAGUGCUUAGCAAAAUUGAAGCCGAAUUCUCAAUUGGGAAGUGUGAAAUAUCGGAAUUGGUGAAACUGAUUGAUGAGAACAAGAUGGUUGAGAAUCAUGUGGUGGAAAAAUUGGUGGAGGGUGAUGAAGGGAAAGAGGAUGAUUUUAUAGUUUAUGGGGCGAAAUUGACGUUUGUGGAUUUGGAAGAAGCAAACACCUAUCAUGGGGUUAAGCUGAAUGGACAUAAACCAAUUAUGGCAAACUGUACAUUUCAUGGGGUGGGUGAUCAAGGGGUUGUUUUGGUUCUUCCAGCACCAGAAGAUAAUGAAUUAAAUGGUGGUAAUGGAAGGAUUGUUACGGUUUCUUUGCCAAGGGAUGAACUAGAUCAGCUGAAAGAUAAGCUAGGAGAAUGGGGCAUACACUAAUUGUUCUUGCCGAACACUUGCUUAUGUUGUGUUGAUUGUUUUUCAUUUGUUUUAUUGUUAAUUGCUAUUAUAGUUUAGUAUGUAUGCCAGUAAUAAUUAAAUAAUGAUUUGGUUAUCCACUCUUAUAUUGGAUUAUUGGACAA
Molecule: messenger RNA, 1565 nt
Organism: Cajanus cajan (pigeon pea)
Lineage: Eukaryota; Viridiplantae; Streptophyta; Magnoliopsida; Fabales; Fabaceae
Product: protein ECERIFERUM 2
Molecular function (GO): acyltransferase activity, transferring groups other than amino-acyl groups
Source: RefSeq, a predicted model, not a curated record